Babesia sp. Xinjiang is the source of this 1224-nucleotide messenger RNA. RefSeq names its product Pre-mRNA-splicing factor Slu7. Gene Ontology annotation, biological process: mRNA splicing, via spliceosome. The coding region runs from base 1 to 1224 and encodes 407 amino acids. NCBI's taxonomy places the organism in Eukaryota, Apicomplexa, Aconoidasida, Piroplasmida, Babesiidae. Gene Ontology annotation, molecular function: pre-mRNA 3'-splice site binding. The transcript is spliced from 5 exons. Gene Ontology annotation, cellular component: spliceosomal complex. The record is from RefSeq and is a predicted model, not a curated record.
AUGUCUGGUGACACAUCACAGCCGGGCGGGGAUUCCCGUCGCGAUAAUUGUACUGCUGGCCCCCGUACGGAACAAGAAGGAGUAGAAGCAUCUGAUGUGUCUUCGGGAAAUGCAAAUCCAUACAUUCCACGAUUCAUUGCCAAGGCACCGUGGUACCUCAAUGCUACUCCGGGGCUGCAGCAUCAGCGUGCUCACGAACAGAAUAAGACGCACUUAGAACCACCAAAAUGUCGAGGUGUCACGUCGCAUGUGGCCAUAAAAUAUCGCAAGAACGCUUGUGCAAACUGCGGUGCAGUCACACAUGACGCGAAAAGUUGCGUAGAACGACCCCGUAAGAAAGGUGCCAAGUAUACAAAUUCCAAUAUAUGUCCUGAUGAGUAUAUAGAACAAAAUUCAGCAGUAGGAUAUGAGGCCGUCCGCGACCGAUGGGCCGGCUUCGACGCUUCUACUCACCAGCUGUUAGUAGAGGAAUAUAAGGAUGUCGAGGAGGAGCAGCAUCGUCGUAAGAUGCAACAGUUGGCCGCAGAUCUCAAAGAAAAUAAGCCGGAGGUAGGCGGCCCACCCACCGAGUUACAGACAGGUGAAUUCGAGGACGCUGAAACCACCUUUGGAACCACCGAUGAUCGUACGAGGACAACUACACGCAAUUUGCGCAUUCGUGAAGACACUGCAAAGUACUUGAUUAACCUUGACAUCAACUCGGCGUAUUACGACCCCAAGUCUCGUUCUUUACGCGGCGACCCUUUAUUGGGGAUGGUGAAUACUGAAAAACACACAUUUAGGGGUGACAACGAACUUUUCACUUCGGGUGACUCCUCCAAACCUAAGGAAAUUGAGCAGUUCGCAUGGGAAGCACAGUGCAAAGGCGCCACUGUCAGCUUCAUGGCACAACCAACAGAGCUCGAGUUUAUGUUUAAGGAGGAAUCUGAAAAGCACCAGAAUGAAAAGGAAGCUCAACGCAAGGCACUUCUGGAGCGUUUCGGGGGUUCAGAGUACCUCGGGACUCCUAACGACGCCAUCAUUGAGCAACCCAGAGAGACUUCACCGCCUACGGACGGGUGCACUGCGCUAGAUGUGCUCCAUUUGGCUACACAUGAGGAAGCCUAUUCACUAGGUCACAAUUCAGUUUGGGGAUCAUACUACGACGUAGACAACAAGCGAUGGGGGUAUAAGUGUUGCAAGGGCGCCGUCAAAGAACAGCAUUGUACAUUAAAUCUGCGUUAG